AUGAUCGGCAAUGUAUAUGGUAGCCGUUUCUUGCAAGGAACAAAGACAACACUCUAUUUCAGGAACGGCCUUACACACAACAAAUCGCUCAUGGUACAUUGUAAAUCUGGGAAUAAUAAACCCCAAUAUCUGAAACCGGGAGGAAUCGAUUACCAAUUCAGCUUUCUUGAUAACCUUAUGCAGUGUACCAUGAAAAAAGGACCUGAUUAUAAAAUCUCUAAGACGUUUGACGCUUAUAAACAGGAAAUUGGUAAGCGUCACGGUGGCUCCUAUAACUAUCUUGCUAAAGAUGAUGGCAUCUAUCAUAGCAACUUAGCGGAACCCAAACUUACGAAGAAGUUUGAUUGGAACUAG
This is a messenger RNA of Eruca vesicaria subsp. sativa (arugula), 354 nucleotides long. NCBI's taxonomy places the organism in Eukaryota, Viridiplantae, Streptophyta, Magnoliopsida, Brassicales, Brassicaceae. The record is from the annotation of a GenBank genome assembly.